Molecule: messenger RNA, 699 nt
Organism: Dromiciops gliroides (monito del monte)
Lineage: Eukaryota; Metazoa; Chordata; Mammalia; Microbiotheria; Microbiotheriidae
Product: frataxin, mitochondrial-like
Biological process (GO): iron incorporation into metallo-sulfur cluster; intracellular iron ion homeostasis
Cellular component (GO): mitochondrion
Molecular function (GO): ferrous iron binding; ferroxidase activity; iron chaperone activity
Source: RefSeq, a predicted model, not a curated record
AUGCAUGAGAGUUCCCCUUCUUCUUCAAGAUCAUACCAGACUCUCAUAACCAUCAUCAUUUUCAGUGAGACUUUGGGACCAGCAAAAAAUGAAUUUGAUAUUGUACUCAUUGUAAGCAGUGGGAGUAGUAUAUGGAGGCUCAGGCUGGGAGAGCUGGCCCAGGUGGCACCAUGGAGGCCUUGCCAAGCCAGGCCAUGCACCCUGCUGCAGCUGGCGCCCAGGCCUAGGAGGGCAGGGCUCUGCAGCCUCCUGGUUGAGGCAUGCCCCUUGGUUCUGGAAACAGGGACUGGAGCUGGGGCUUCCUGGUCUCCAGGACAGUUCAAUUGUCAGUUCCAGGGCUCCGGAGGCCAGAUUCCAAAGGUCAAAAAGCAGAGUAUCUAUCUGAUCAAUUUGAAGAAAACAGCAACUUUGAGUGACAAAAACUCACUAGAUGAAACCACUUACAAAAAACUUGCAGAGGAAACACUGGACUCCUUAGUACAUAUUUUUGAAGAUCUUGGAGACAAGCCUUACAAGGAUUAUGAUGUUUCAUUUGGGAGUGGUGUUUUAACAGUAAAGCUGGGUGGAGACCUGGGAACCUAUGUGAUCAACAAACAGACCCCCAAUAGGCAAAUCUGGUUGUCUUCUCCAUCCAGUGGUCACAAACGCUAUGACUGGACAGGGAUUUUUUUGUCAAUGGUCUUUUCCAGAACAGACUAG